Molecule: messenger RNA, 291 nt
Organism: Sugiyamaella lignohabitans
Lineage: Eukaryota; Fungi; Ascomycota; Dipodascomycetes; Dipodascales; Trichomonascaceae
Exons: 1
Coding region: 1-291 (96 amino acids)
Source: RefSeq, a predicted model, not a curated record
AUGAGCAUUGAUUACUCUAAGUACUCGGAAGAUAUCUAUAAAGUCAAAGUUGUGGACAACCGGUUCUUGCUGGUGACACUGGAUCGGCCGAAACACGCCAACUCCAUUCCCACCAAGUACCAUGCCAAGCUCGACGCCCUCUGGACACAAUUUGAGAACGAUCCUCAGCUCCGUGUGGCCAUUAUUACUGGCAAGGGUAAAUUCUUUUGUGCUGGAGCUGACUUGAAAGGUGAGUUUAGGGGGAUUGGUGAUAUGCCUCUGGCGGCUGGGGCUCUGCCCCAGGCUCCGUGA